GGGAUUCGAGGCGAGUAGAUGACAAGGAGGAGACGUGGGACAUUGAGCUGGGUAUCACGGCUAGCAUGGGCAAUUGCCCUAAGUGUGAGUAUCUUCGACGUUCAUGAGAGGGCGAUUGCUAAUCCAGCGGCUCCUUCUCUCUAAAGACAUAAACAUCCGCCACCUCAGCCCACGCCCUACAAAGCCUCAGCUGCUCGACGCUUGCCCUACUCUUCCGGCAGCUUCGCCCCUCCCUCCCUCGAUCAUCAAGGCUAUCGAGAAUAGCGACACGAUCUACCUCGGCACUCGCCACACUGCCUCUCCGGAGGCUUACGGCGACCGAUCGAAGCUAGGUUGCAACAUUCGUGGCGGCCGCUCUGGCUUCAUUCAGCACCACUGGGAUUCAAAGCGGGAGAGACAUUGCCUGCUUCUGCCGGACUAUUCGGGCAAUCGUUUUCUCCAGAGUCUAGGCAACAUCAGUGGUGGUGACCCCGUUGCUGGGGUGACGAUACCGAUUUUCAAGGAGAAGGGUACGGACGUGCUGUACCUUACUUGCGAGGCGGAGGUGGUCAGCGGGGAGGAGGCGCGCAGGCUCGUCAGAGGGGUCAGCGGCGUCACGAAACUAUGGGUUACGGGAUAUUCGAUGAUUGAAGGUGCUUUGCCUCUGGGCGUGACCGAGCAGCAAGGAAAGGAAGCAGUUGGGUGGAGCCCCUACAACCCGAUUCUGCGCUAUGCUGGCGUGAAGGGCUCAAGCACGCCCUCCGCCGUCGCCACCCUCACGGAUGUGGCCAUCCACUCCCCCACGCUAGCCACUUUCACCUGGUCGUGCCCCGCCAGCACGGGCAAGUCCUACCGCCCCGGCCAGCAUAUCAUCUGCGACGCUUCUCACCUGCUCGACACUCGGGUCACCCUGUAUAGCCACAUGGCGCAGUUCCCCGGUGGGGAGAAGGAUCUCAACGAUGAUGGGACGCGAUCGUGGACCAUCUCCCGCGCUUGGCAUGACAAGGGGGGUAAGGGCAAGUGGCACUUCACCACCACUCUCCGUCGCGUACCACGAGGAGGCGUCACUCCCACCUUGUUCAGUAUGGCGCAGCGCAUCACGGCAGCGCGGGAGGAGGACUCUCAGGCUGCAAUGCCGAGCUGGGCGCCAGAGGUACCCGUUCUCGGGGUGGAUGGCGAGUUUACCGCUGCUGAUGAGCAGGAGGCGGAGGGGAGGGGAAAUGUGUACGUGUGCAGUGGGAUUGGGGUCACACCGCUGCUUGCACAUUUGAGCGGGAAGCUGCGGGAGGGGCAAGCGGUAGGUGAGGGCAAGAGGGAUGUGCUGGCUAUCGUGGCCUGUAGAGCAGACGAGCUCGAGGCGAUGCGGGGGCUUGUGGAGGAUGCCGCACGAUAUGCAGGGAGCGAGGAGGAACUGCGGGUUCACUAUCUGGUGAAGGCGGAUGAGCAGGAUGGUGAGGCUGCCCAUCUCAAGAAGUCCACUAUUCUCUCUCCGCGGGCAACGGCGUGGUACGGCACUCGUCUUACGCCAUCUUCGUUCAGCGAAGCUGGCGAAAGCAACAGCGACGCCGGAACCUUCAAGCUGCCCUGUGAAGCAUUCGCCGGCCGUAUCGCUUACAUCUGCGGCGCUCGCCCCUUCGAGCAAGCGGCCAAGCAGGCCUUAGCCGCAGCGGGCGUUGUUGACAUUCGGACGGAGAGCUUCUCAUAUUAGCAUAGCCUUACAGCGCCGGUGCGGGCUCGCCCCUCGCAAGAUACCCCCUGCCCUCCUUCUCCAGCGCCUCCUGUACUGCCUUGAGCACCUCCUCAUGCGCGUCCCUGUGCGCGACCACCACACCCUUGUUAAGCUUCAGGGUCCUGCCCUGUCCGAAAUCCAGGU
This is a messenger RNA of Jaminaea rosea, 1852 nucleotides long. RefSeq lists its product as hypothetical. The record is from RefSeq and is a predicted model, not a curated record. The transcript has a single exon. Lineage: Eukaryota; Fungi; Basidiomycota; Exobasidiomycetes; Microstromatales. The coding region runs from base 104 to 1687 and encodes 527 amino acids.